Molecule: messenger RNA, 1962 nt
Organism: Fusarium proliferatum ET1
Lineage: Eukaryota; Fungi; Ascomycota; Sordariomycetes; Hypocreales; Nectriaceae
Exons: 4
Coding region: 1-1962 (653 amino acids)
Source: RefSeq, a predicted model, not a curated record
AUGGGAGAUAAUAACCACAUCGGCGAAGCUGGUCUUCACCAUCUUCCUCUGCGCAUGAGAGACGCACCACUCUCCAAAUUCCCCUCUUUAAACCAACGAAAUGGCAAAAAGGUCCCUGAGAGCUUGCACUUUACCCCCGGGGCUUUUCGUCUCAGAUCGCCGACGGAGUCGUCGAUGAGUAGUAUUUCUUCAGCAAAUGUUCCUGAUUCUGCGACGACGCAUUCGCUUUCUACGCUGGCGAGUCCGAUAAGUACCACGUAUGCGAGCUCGAUCCAGGAGCAGUUUGCUGCUGCGACGCUGGAUGGAUCGAGACCUGCGAGUCGUAUCUGCCAUCGACAUAAUCCAUCGAGCGGAACUUGCUCGACGUUUGUUAAUGAGGAUGAUGAUGCGAUUAUUACGGGAUAUCCUGAAUUCGAUAUCAAGAUUAGAAAUUUGAAUGAGGUGCAUGGAAGACCUGCUGUUCAAGAGCUUAGGCCUGCGAGCCCCAGUACAGAGUCGUUUGUUAAGGAGGAAAGGGUUCUUACGCCAACAACAGAGUCGCAUCGUACGGAUCAUAUUUUUAAUGAUGGUGAAGAUGAUUCGGAAGAAGUGUCGCAAGAGGAUGCAAACUCAGUGCUCAAUUACGCACUUCAAGUCAUUUACGGCGUCGACCUCAACGACGUCUCCAUUCCGCAAGACAAGGUCCAAAGCCUCGUAUCCAACUUCACGCAGGACAUAAGCCAGCAUAUCUGGCAAUCUGCUCCAGAUGGCCAAUUGUCGCACACCAUGUCAACGUCAAGCUCUUCCUCUACACCCUCCCAGGACGCUAAUGGCGAUCGUCGGGGCGGAAAGAGGAAGAAGCAAGGUAGACGUGAAGAGGACGGCGAUGAGUUUAGCGAUGGUGAAGGGUCAGGAUACUUGCCCACAAAGCGCUCACGACCGAAUCCCAAGGAAGAUGAGAAUCUUCGAUUGAGCUGUCCGUUCCGAAAGAGGAAUCCUCAUCGUUUCAACGUGAGGGAUCAUCAUAGCUGCGCGAUGACCUAUUUUCCAAAAUUCGCAGAGCUAAGGCAACACAUAGUCAAGCAGCACAAGCGCGACGAUCCAUCUGCUUUCGUCUGCGAUCGAUGUAGUCGUGACUUUCCCACGCGCAAAGAACUCCGUGAUCAUCAGCGCCUACCAAAAGAAUACAUGUGUGAUAUCGCUGAUGCGGAUGCUGAGAGUGGUAUUGAUCCUCAGACUGCCACAAAGCUGUUGAGUAGAAAGAGAGCGAGCGGUACUUCACCUGAGGUUCAGUGGAAAGAGAUCUGGAACAUUGUGUUUCCCGAUGACGACGAUAGUGAUGUUCGACCAUACGAAUACACACCUGUGAUCGAGCACUUCGAAGUCGAAGCCAAGUACCGUGAGGCAUUCGACCAGCUCAAAUACUCCCUCCUCGACAAAAUCUCCAACCCCGCCACCCUCGAAACUCUCUCUACAAAAUUCUAUCAGUGCUUCGUCGAGACUCUAGACCAAUGCAUCGCCAACGCCCAAAGCAUGCCCUACACAAACCGCAGCAACAAAAAGAACGACAUAAUCCGCUCCCAAACAACACAAAGCAUUCGCAAACCCCGUGGUAUCAUGCCUCGCCCUGACUCCGGCGUUGUAAUGGACGAUGGGUCUGAAGAGAGCGGUAGCGUGAUGCUUGGCCAUAGGGAUAGUGUGCGGACUGUUAGGACUGCGCUGCGGGGAAGUCAAGUUCCUGAGACGGUUAAUGAGGUAGUCCCUGCUACUGGGUUUGAGGGGCUGAUGAUGGGGAUGGAUGGGGCGGAUGUGCAGGCUUGGAAUAAUGGGGUUAUGUAUCCGCAGAUGAUGCCUGAGCAACUUAUUCCCACCGGGGGUAUGACGCCGCAGACGGAGUUUGUGAAUUGGGGGCAGAUAUAUCCUGGUUUUGAUACACUAGGAAAUGGCGUUAAUGGGUUUACGGGGUUUAAUGGACAGCAGUAA